AUGUUAGCUCUGUUAAGACAUUUUAGUCACUUGACUAGCCGGCUGGACCAAAUUAAACUUAAGAUUUCACGCAGCACAGCCGAAAGCGAGCCACGACGUCCUCCGAGACCGGAGACCGGAGAUCUUGGCGGCGUGAACGCCCCCCUCUCUCUCACUCAGGCACCAACGCUGCUGAGAAGGAGGAGCGCAGGCGCAUGGCACCACAAAUCCGUGGGACACCCACUGCUCGCAGAUCUCCUUAGAACCCCAGGCGCGGGCUCACCGGGCCGGCCCCUCUUCAGGCGACCGCCGGCACUUAGGUGGAAGUGGCCUUGGAGCGGGGAGACCGGCCCGAGGACACAGGCCCACGACCCCAGCGCCGGGCUUACACUCGAGUGCUGGGACCGCCCCGACGCUCCGCGAUCGCGCUCAACAUCCUCAUCCUGGGCGCGGUCGCGGAGCGGCGGGGCGGCCCCCAUCCCCAGCGCUCGCACACAAUCACUCACACACACACACGCACACUCAACUAGCACAUACACACACACACACUCACAUCCUAGACAUCACCCAUCUCUACCUCUUCGGAAACGGGGGUUCUAUCCUCACCACACUCUCGCUCUCUUUCUUCACCAUUCUUCGAUCCUCGUUUCCUCUUUCUUCACAAACUAUCCCCUCACUCUCUCUACCACUGUGGGAGGAGGACCACCGCGGAUUCAACGAGAUGCUUCCCGGCCCCACCCUCCUCCCCUCAUUAACCUCGUCUCAUUCACCAUCAUACACGCAACACUACACACUUACACACCGACAUCGGAUCACUCAUCGGCCCCCUUCAGGGACCACCCUUCAUCUUGCCCUCCUCCAGGGAUUAGCAUGAUCCCCCCCUCACAAGGGGAUCUAAAACUACUUCUCACAGUAUUCGAGUCCGCAUGUUCGAUCAGUCUUAACAACGCUAAUGAUCUUACAGAUCUGAACAAUUCUGCCGAUUUUAAUAAUGCUAACAAUUUUGACACAUAUGAGGAAUCCUAA
Molecule: messenger RNA, 1005 nt
Organism: Diatraea saccharalis (sugarcane borer)
Lineage: Eukaryota; Metazoa; Arthropoda; Insecta; Lepidoptera; Crambidae
Source: the annotation of a GenBank genome assembly